CACUUUUCCAUCUCUCUCUCUCUCUCAAUGGCGAAAGGAGACGAUGCGGUUAGGAGGCGGAAGAACAAGGUGGAAAGAAAGAGGCUGAGAAAGGAUUCAUCCUCAUCCUCGGCCGUCUCCUCCCGUGUCGCUGCCAUCAUCGCUUCCAAACGCCGCCGCAAGUCCGGAAAACGCCGUAUCUGCGAGGGCAUGUGUUUCAGCCUCCCAACUCCUGAGGACCCCUUCAAUGAAAGAAAUGAGAAGAGGGAUUUCAACAAGAAAAAACCCAAGAAACUUGCUCGUGAGCAAUUUGACGUGGCAUUAAGAGGUAAUGGGCCUCAAAAGGCUAUCCUCGGUGAAGAUCUUGAAGAAGCAGACCAGCAGGACCUCAAAAAAUUGGAGGUUGAAAAUUGGGAGGACAAGCAAAGCAAGCUCCUUUCAUGCUUUUCUAAAAAGUAUCAAACAACAACGGCAAAGGCUGGAGAACCAAAGGUUCCACAGCUUGGGGAAUUUGGAGUUGCCCAUGCUCAGCGACGGCUCCGUGGAAGCAUCACCGAUUGUCAUUCGAAGUUUCUUAUUUUGUGCUUGAACGCAAUAGAAAAGGCAUGGAUGCAUGAUGGUACCUUUGAUGGGGAUGUGGACAGGCCGUUAAUGGAUAAUGCAUGGGGAGCUGAGUUCUGGGAACAUUGUUCAGUGGGGUCAGAUAUCCUGGAGACAACCAGAGCUUGUUCUAGUAGAGAGCAGACUGCAUGGCUGGUUUCUGCUGCUUCUGAUAUUAUCACAAGAAAAGAGAAAGAAGGCCUAUUGGUUGAUAGCCCCUUUCUUUUAUUGCUUGUACCAUCUCAAGAAAAAGCUAUUAAGGUACGAUCUGUGUGCAAACCAUUAAAGGCUCUUGGAAUCCAUACAGUGAGCUUACAUCCUGGUGCCUCUGUAGAUCACCAGGUUCUUGGUUUAAAGAGUUGUGAACCUGAGUUCCUUGUGUCCACUCCUGAAAGGCUUCUUGAGCUUGUUUCCUUGAGGGCCAUUGACAUAUCUCGCAUCUCAUUAUUGGUCCUUGAUGGGUUGGAAAGUCUUAUCAAUGGUGGUUUUAUGGAAAUGAUAAAAUCCAUCAGGCAAUAUGUUUCUGGAGAUCCUCAGACAGUUAUUUUCAGUGAUGUCUAUGGAAGCUUGUCUACUUCAGUGGCACGAAAUCUAUUGCGAGGACCAAUAUGUAGGUUGUCACUUAGUGAUUCUGUAUCUAGCCAGAGUGUUGGCAUUUCUCAAUCCAUUUACAUGUGCACCUCAGAAGAAGAAAAGAUGUCGAAGGCCAUUGAAGUCCUUAACGAAGUAUGUGAUGAUCGAGUGCAGUCUUCGCUUCUUAGAGUUCUAUUUAUAACAGGAACAGCUGACAAGGCUCAGACAUUUGCUACUUCCUUCAAAGCUGAAGGUUUUAACAUAUUGUAUGACCCCUCCUGUGAUGGGCCACAAGAGGAACAUUUUGCUAAUCAUGACAGUAAGAAGAGAUUGUCGGUGUCGGUGAUGGAUAAAGAGCAAAUCGGGGGGUGCACAGAUGUUGGGGACUUUGAGAUUGUAGUGUUUGUCGAUUUCCCCUCGUCGAUCGAUGACUACGUCGAAGUCCUCACAGCAAUGGCCCGCUGUUCAGUUGAUGGGGCAUUGCAUAGCUUCUUUUGUCCGGCAGACAUGCAAUCAGCUGGUCCGCUGGUCCAGGUACUUGAACAAUGUGCUCAACCCGUGCCUGAUAUUCUAAGAAAUUACAUUUGACUCUUCAUUCACCUCGGAAGGCUAGAGUUAAUAGUAAUCUAAAACGAUCUUGACUCUGUUCAAUCGUUUUUACCCAAGUUGUAACGCUGUAUUUUUAAGCAAUUUUGCAAUUUUGCCCAAGUCCCGAUGAUACAUUUUUUUAGCGGUUUUGCUCUUCUUCAUUCCUUUCUCUUUAUGUAAUACAAAAAGAAAGUGUUUUUGCUUUUC
Molecule: messenger RNA, 1947 nt
Organism: Magnolia sinica
Lineage: Eukaryota; Viridiplantae; Streptophyta; Magnoliopsida; Magnoliales; Magnoliaceae
Product: ATP-dependent RNA helicase DBP3
Exons: 7
Coding region: 28-1740 (570 amino acids)
Biological process (GO): P-body assembly; cytoplasmic stress granule assembly
Cellular component (GO): P-body; cytoplasmic stress granule
Molecular function (GO): ATP binding; mRNA binding
Source: RefSeq, a predicted model, not a curated record